CUCUCCCCUCGCCCCACCCUCUCUCUCUCCCCCUUCACGGAAACGACAGCUGCGGCGGCGGGACUGGCGCCGCCUCCCUCCACCUACCACGUCUGACCCCGCCACUCGCCCGGCGCCCCAGCCCGGCCGCGGCGCCUCAGCCUCCCCGCUAGGUCAGCCGGCAGCUCCGCCCGGCUUCCUCCCAGAAUGAACAUCAUGGACUUCAACGUGAAGAAGCUGGCGGCCGACGCGGGCACCUUCCUCAGUCGUGCAGUUCAGUUCACAGAAGAAAAGCUUGGCCAGGCAGAGAAGACAGAAUUGGAUGCUCACUUAGAGAACCUCCUUAGCAAAGCUGAAUGUACCAAAAUAUGGACAGAAAAAAUAAUGAAACAAACUGAAGUGUUAUUGCAGCCAAAUCCAAAUGCCAGGAUAGAAGAAUUUGUUUAUGAGAAACUGGAUAGAAAAGCUCCAAGUCGUAUAAACAACCCAGAACUUUUGGGACAAUAUAUGAUUGAUGCAGGGACUGAGUUUGGCCCUGGAACAGCUUAUGGUAAUGCCCUUAUUAAAUGUGGAGAAACACAAAAACGAAUUGGAACAGCAGACAGAGAGCUGAUUCAAACAUCAGCCUUAAAUUUUCUCACUCCUUUAAGAAACUUUAUAGAAGGAGAUUACAAAACAAUUGCUAAAGAAAGGAAACUAUUACAAAAUAAGAGACUGGAUUUGGAUGCUGCAAAAACCAGACUAAAAAAGGCAAAAGCUGCAGAAACUAGAGCAUCACAACUAAGCUCAGCACGCCUUGAAGGAGAUAACAUUAUGGUAAAUUUCUCUUACAUGCUCAACUUCCUGCAUGUAAAAUGGCUGAAGAUUUGGGCAGAGGAAGUGACAAAAUCUGAACAGGAAUUAAGAAUAACUCAAAGUGAAUUUGAUCGUCAAGCAGAGAUUACCAGACUUCUGCUAGAGGGAAUCAGCAGUACACAUGCCCAUCACCUCCGCUGUCUGAAUGACUUUGUAGAAGCCCAGAUGACUUACUACGCACAAUGUUACCAGUACAUGUUAGACCUCCAAAAGCAACUGGGAAGUUUUCCAUCCGUUUAUCAUUGUAACAACAACCAGACUUCUGUGGCACCUAUACCAUCUGCUUCAUCAAACGUGAUUGGUUCUUCUCCCUUGACUUCAACAAGUGGCCUAGUAAUCACCUCUCCUUCCAACCUCACUGACCUUAAGGAGUGCAGUGGCAGCAGGAAGGCCAGGGUUCUGUAUGAUUAUGAUGCUGCAAACAGUACUGAAUUAUCACUUCUGGCAGAUGAGGUAAUCACUGUUUUCAGUGUCGUUGGAAUGGAUUCAGACUGGCUAAUGGGGGAAAGGGGAAACCAGAAGGGCAGGGUGCCAAUUACCUACUUAGAACUGCUCAAUUAAAUACGUGGACUGUGAAAAGAACAAAGGAACAGAAUGAGAAUGGAGGAGCUGGUGUUGGGAGGACAUGCAGAAGAUAAAGGAUCACAGGACAAAAAUCAACAUCUUUGUCUACCCAGAGAGGCCUGGCUUACUUUCAUGCUUUGUUGACAGUAUUCCUUAAAAAUAUCUUCCCUAGCUCCCAAACACCUGAAAGUUUGAAAUAUGUUGCCCUAGUAUGUGGCACUUCAAGUCUGGGUGAGAAGCCAUAAUAAUAGAUAGGAGACUUUGCAAUUUGACCUACAGCCAGCUUUGCUUCAACCCCUUCUCCAGAUGAUUAAGUGGCUCUUACCUCAUGGUGAGACUCAAAUGGGGGUCUGUCUGGUGGUUGUCCACAGCAGAACUGCCCUUUCUCCCACAUUAUCCUAACGAGAAAGUCAGCUCAGCAGGGCAGUGGUUCUCAGUGUGGGACCCCCAAGACAGGCAAUGUCAGCAUCACGUAGGAACUUGUUAAAAAUGUUAAUUCGUAUCUCCAAGUACCUUUUUUUUUGUACCUAUUUGUUGUCUUCAAGGGGCUAUAAAACUAGUCUUAGUUCUUCCAUGUAACAUUUUUUAAAAUAUUUCAAGACAAAAACUAAAUUCUGAUCCUCUUUACUGUGUUCUAGCACUAAUCAUAAUUAUAUAGUUACUUUUAAUAAUUUAUUUGUUUAGUAUGUAUCUGUCACUCUAGAGUGUAGGCUCCCUGAGAUUGAGACUAUUAAUUCUUUUGAUCACAGUUAAAUUCCCAACUCUUAGCAGGAGACCUAGCAUAUAGUAUGUACUCAAUAUUUGUCAAAGAAAGAAAGAAUGCAAUUCUUAAGUCUUAUCCAAGCUCUACUGAAUCAAACUCUGGGGGUAGGGCCCAGCAUUCUGUUUUUACAAGCCAUUUAGGUGAUUGUUACACUCUCAAGUUUGAGACCCACUUCAGUAGAAUAAAGAAAUCGUGCCUUUUACCUUCAGACGUGCUAUCUGACAUCGCUUGAAAAUUCUCCCUCCCUUCUGUAUACCAACAACACUUCUCUCAAGUGUAGAGGAACGUUGCUGGGCUGUAUUACAAGUGGGUGUGAAGGUAUAAGGUAUGCUUAGUGUAAGAAAGGGAAAUAUUGCUUGGAAUGCCAGUACUUGGUUGCUAUGGAGGGUUUCUAGGGAUGGAUCCCUUAGUCUGAAGAAGGGUAAGCACUACUACCACCCACAUUUCCACUCAGCACAGUCACAAUUUGACAUCAAAGCUCCCUGACAAACCAUUAAAGUUAUAUCAGACUAACGUGUACACCCCGGUGCUCAGGUUGCUAACUCCACUCUCCCUACUUCAAAGGAGACUUUUUAAGAAUUGUUAAUGCUUUUUUUUAAUACUACAAGUCAUAGAUGCAUUAAAAAAGGGAAAAAAAGAGUAUAUAGUUUAAAGAUAAAAAUCACCUAUAAUUCCACCAUCCAGGGAGAGCUACUGUUACUUAGGUGCAUAGACUUCCAGAUUCGUCUGUGCUUUUAUAGAUUGUUUUAAGUGGGAUCAAGUUGUACAUACUGUUUUGUAACUUUUUCACUUGACAAUACCAUGACUAUCCUGCCAUGUCAAAAAUGUUUCUAUAUCUUUUUUAAUGGCUGCAUGGUAUUUCAUCUUAUGUGCCACAUUUUAUUAAACUACUGUUUUCAGGUUUCCAAUUUUUCGCUAAUAAACUGCUUAAAAGAA
Messenger RNA from Orcinus orca (killer whale), 3097 nucleotides. It is a transcript of the gene SH3GLB1, whose product is annotated as SH3 domain containing GRB2 like, endophilin B1. Gene Ontology annotation, cellular component: cytoplasm; membrane. The transcript has 12 exons. The coding region runs from base 187 to 1395 and encodes 402 amino acids. Gene Ontology annotation, biological process: membrane organization. The record is from RefSeq and is a predicted model, not a curated record. Gene Ontology annotation, molecular function: protein binding. NCBI's taxonomy places the organism in Eukaryota, Metazoa, Chordata, Mammalia, Artiodactyla, Delphinidae.